Botrytis porri is the source of this 555-nucleotide messenger RNA. RefSeq lists its product as uncharacterized. The transcript has 2 exons. Lineage: Eukaryota; Fungi; Ascomycota; Leotiomycetes; Helotiales; Sclerotiniaceae. The record is from RefSeq and is a predicted model, not a curated record. The coding region runs from base 1 to 555 and encodes 184 amino acids.
AUGUUUACUCGAACUGACGAACUUGCAGUGGAAUGGCACACUGACGAAUCGCAGAAGCAGGUGGAUCCAUGCUUUCUCGACUUCGGGUCUAAAGAUCGAAGUAUCUUCAAAGCGAUUCGGGAGCAGAGAGGACUUACGUAUUUUCCAAAAGGAAGGUGGACUUUAAGCAACAAUGAAGAUUUGGCACUGUAUCGUAGUAUGGAGGUAUACGGCUCUUGCUUCGGAAACUUGGUGAGACUCGUGGAAGGCACAACUCGGACGGCGCUGAAUACGAGGGAGGAGAUGGAAGAGAUAGCCACAAUGAAGAAGGAUUUCGAGAUUCUAUAUAUUUCUUCAAGAAUGUUCGUGUGUAUAUUCGGACUACAACCUCGGCCACCGCUUCUUGCCUCCCUCCUCUAUAUUGCCGCUCUAUUUAGUUUCCAACCUGCUGUUGUUGUACUUCUCAGCUAUGGCUCUGACGAAGAUGCCAUGAGUUAUGAAACAAGUAUCGCUACACCUUUACUUUGUGCACUAUAUCAUGGUCACAGUAUCCAAUAUCUGGAUAGAGGAAAAUGA